UAUCUCUCUUACCCCACCGGAACCCUGCAGAAACUAGAGGAGGAGAAGGAGAAAGAACGGCAGCAGAUUGAGAAAGAGAGGAGAGAAAGAGACAAAGAGAGAGAGCGAGAGAAAGAGCGACGUGAUCGGGAGAGAGAGAAGGAGCGGGAGAGAGAGAGACAGAAGGAGAGAGAAAAGGAGCGAGAGAGAGAGCGAGACCGUGAACGUGAAAGAACGAAGGAGAAAGAGCGGGAGAAUGAGAGAAGUCGUGAUCGCAGUAAAGACAGAAGCAGGUCAAGGGAGAAGAGUCGAGAAGAGAAGAAAAGAGAGCGCGAGGAAGAUGAGGAGGAGGCGUAUGAACGACGGAAGCUGGAGAGGAAGCUACGUGAAAAGGAGGCAGCCUAUCAGGAGCGCCUGAAGAACUGGGAGAUCAGAGAGAGGAAAAAAGCAAGGGAUUACAGUAAAGAAACAGAGAGAGAAGAGGAAAGACAUAGAGAGAUGACUAAAGAAGCCAAACGCUUGAAAGAGUUCCUGGAGGAUUAUGAUGAUGACAGAGAUGAUCCCAAAUACUACAGGGGCAGUGCGUUGCAGAAGCGAUUGAGAGACAGAGAGAAGGAGCUGGAAUUAGAUGAGAGGGACAGAAAAAGAGAGAAAGAUGAGUUGGAGGAGAUCAGACAGAGACUCCUAGCAGAAGGACACCCAGACCCUGAUGCUGAACUUCAGAGGAUAGAGCAGGAGGCCGAGAAGCAGCGGCAGCCUCCUCUAAAGCAAGAGCAGAGCGAGGAGGUGCUACACAUCUCCUGUGAGGAGCAUCAGAGAAAAGGAGGCGUGGAGCAGGAGGCGUACUCCAUAGACAAUAACAUUACAGACCGAGAGGAAGACGAAGAGGAGGAGGAUGAUGACCGAGACGUCAAGCCAUGCUUGAAGCCCACACUCAGACCAGUUCCCACGGCGCUCUCUAUUUCUUCAGCGAGUGGCAGUGCCACACCCCUCACACCUGGCAGCGAAUCACCACGUGGCGUCACGUCGCAUGAGAACUCUUCACAUGAGGCCCCGCCUACAGAAGAGCUCAGGCCUAAAAUAGGCCUUAGUCUCAAACUAGGUGCUGCGGGUAGUCCUAAACUGCCCCAGGCAGGAAGACGAAAAGCUCUUGCUGCGGUGGACAGUGUCUUUAAUAAGUUUGAUGAGGAGGCGGCAGAGGAAGCACCAAAAAAGAGGAAGCUGGUACCUCUCGAUUACAGUGAGGAUGAGAGGGGAGGCCUGAGUCUAGAUGGAGCAGAGGUCACAGGGUCACGGCCUGGUGUAAACACAGAAGAGAAACGAAAACAUAUCAAGAGUCUGAUUGAGAAAAUUCCCACAGUCAAACAAGAGCUGUUUAAUUAUCCACUGGACUGGAACAUGGUGGACACGGCAUUGAUGGACAGGAGGAUCCGCCCCUGGAUCAAUAAGAAAAUCAUAGAAUAUAUUGGAGAAGAGGAAGCCACACUAGUCGACUUUGUCUGUUCAAAGGUCAUGGCUCACAGCACGCCAGAGGGAAUUCUGGAUGAUGUUGCCAUGGUACUGGAUGAGGAAGCAGAAGUGUUUAUAGUGAAAAUGUGGAGACUUCUGAUCUACGAAACAGAGGCCAAGAAAAUCGGCCUUGUGAAAUAACAUGAACUGAGAGUGAUAGAAACGCAGGUGAGAGGAAGAAGUGAAUCUGGCUUCGCUCUCCUGCUUUUAGAGCCUUUAAAUUAAAGUAUGGUGGAUGAACGCCACAGACUGAUGCACUUCAACUCUUCCUAUAUACUCCAGAGUAUUAACUGCACAGCUACUGGUGUGAAUGAGUGUGUGCAUGUGCACACUGAUGUGUGUGUGUGUGUGUGUGUGUGUAAGGCAUGUGCCAGUUGGUUUGACUGCAUUGCCAAAACCGUGUAAAAGUCAAAAGCUUCUUUCAUGCCCAGAUUAAAUGGGGAGUCUAGUUUGGCUGGCUGUUUUCCAUUUGACUUAGUUGUAGAUUUUAUUUCAUUCUUUUCAGUCUCCAAUUUUUAGCACAACCAAUUUAAAUCAGCUUACAUUUGUCCUUUUAUUAUUCGAGCCUCAUUACAGGAAAGUAUGAUGAUUUUUUUUUCUGUGCUGUAUUAUUAUACAAAAAAUAAUUUUUGCAUAAGGAUUAAAUAUCUCACUGUAAACAAGCUGAAUGAAGCCAUACCUGUGGAGAUACAGGGCUUGUCUGGUUUUGCGGCAGUGGUUUUGAAUGUGGUGUAUUUUGCACAUACCAGCCCAUCUGAAGGUUUGUUUCCAUGGUGAUUGAUUUGACUUUGAAAUAUUAAAAUGUCUGAUUUUCUAAACUA
Molecule: messenger RNA, 2309 nt
Organism: Sinocyclocheilus rhinocerous
Lineage: Eukaryota; Metazoa; Chordata; Actinopteri; Cypriniformes; Cyprinidae
Product: RNA-binding protein 25-like
Exons: 10
Biological process (GO): regulation of alternative mRNA splicing, via spliceosome
Cellular component (GO): spliceosomal complex
Molecular function (GO): mRNA binding
Source: RefSeq, a predicted model, not a curated record